Messenger RNA from Scylla paramamosain (green mud crab), 1505 nucleotides. RefSeq names its product ubiquitin-like protein 4A-B. Gene Ontology annotation, biological process: tail-anchored membrane protein insertion into ER membrane; post-translational protein targeting to endoplasmic reticulum membrane. Gene Ontology annotation, cellular component: BAT3 complex. NCBI's taxonomy places the organism in Eukaryota, Metazoa, Arthropoda, Malacostraca, Decapoda, Portunidae. The record is from RefSeq and is a predicted model, not a curated record. The coding region runs from base 60 to 683 and encodes 207 amino acids. Gene Ontology annotation, molecular function: protein-folding chaperone binding. The transcript is spliced from 4 exons.
CACACUAGGUCAAAGUUUCUGGAAGUCUUAUCGUUCAUUAUGUGUUUGCUACUGAUCGUAUGGUAGUAGAUGUAGCCAUUAUAUCCUCUUUCUGUAAGAUAUUUAACAAUAAAGCAUGCAGUUCUAAGCAAAGAGCCGAGGGGCGGGAUGUGCUGUCAGGAAGGGACUUAAGGACCUCCCCGUCCCGAGAGUGUUCCUCGCGCCACAACAACACGGCACCCAGGCACGUCAGGAUGAGGUUAACCGUCAAAAUACUGCAAGGGAGUGAGUGCACCAUCAACGUGCCAGAGACAACCAAGGUGGGUGAGGUGAAGACAUCUGUGGAACAAGCCCUGAAUGUGCCUGCCAACUCUCAGCGACUUGUCUACAAGGGGAAGACUCUCUCAGAUGAGAUGAGCCUGAGGGAGGUUGGGGUGACUGAUGGAGGCAAGAUUCACCUGAUGGUGAAGAAAGGCGAAGGAGUAGCCAGCAAUCCCCCAGCACCUGGCUCCUCCAAGACCCCUGGCUCUCCCCCUGCCCUAGACUUCUUCAUGCAAUUGGACACCUUCCUUGCCAAACACCUCACUCAGGAACAGACUAACAAAGUGGUCAAUGAAUUUAGAAAGAAUUGCCAGUUGAUGGUGGACAGCAUGAACUUUGAAGACAUUGAGAGAUUUGCUGCUAGCAACUGUACUGAGUUUUAAGGAGUUAGGUGUGAUGUAGAUUUGUGAGUGUGAGUGUGUGGAAGAAGGUGGGAGAGGGGAGGGAGAGAGGCUGAGGCAGGGCAUGGCAGCCUUAUCUGGGCCAGUGAUGUCACUCUUAUCUUGACUUUACAGUGUGUGAGCAUGUAUGUGUGAGUGUGAAUGAGUUGAGUGAAUGGGUGAGUGAGUGAGUGAGGUGGUGCAACAUUUGAUCAACACCUUCAGCAUUAUAUUUACUUCAAGAUACCUUGACUCCUUUACCUGUAUUUCUUGUGAAGUGCUUAACUCAUCUCAGUGACUGACUGAGAGUUGUACACAUGUCUAUUCCACAUUACUGGCUGACAGCCAAGAGAUAGAGAGAGACAGAGGUGUUAGUUCUCUGGUCUGUCUGCAGAUUUGUACAGUCACUUGGUGCACAGAUUUGCAUGUACUGGUGGAGUGCACAAGUUAAAUGUGUCUCUGCUGCUGCCUUGGCUAAUUACAUUACUGUUUUUUAUAUACUCACGUAUUGUUUAUCUUGUUUACAUACAUACAAUGGUGAUGUAGUAUGCAAACUCCCAGUUGAUACUUGUCGUUAGUACAAAGAAAGGUCAGUUAAUUGAAGAUUAUUGGUGUAAAUGGUUUUUUACUGACGACUGAUGUAGUGGUGGUCAGGAAGGGAGGGAGGGGACAAAAAGUUAAUGGGAGUUUUGAAAAUGGAAAAAUGUGUGUCAUUAAGGAGUUAGGAUAUAUGAAUGAGAGAGAGAGAGAGAGAGAGAGAGAGAGAGAGAGAGAGAGAGAGAGAGAGAGAGAGAGAGAGAGAGAGAGAGAGAGAGAGAGAGAAAU